AUGGGGGACAACGGACAGCCCGUUUUAGGAAGCCUUUACGUCUACGCUCCCAACAAGGGAGCACCCGUCUUCUUCGCGAUCGCGUUCGCUGCCUCGGCCGUCGGUCACAUUUGGCAAUGCUAUCGCUACCGGUGCUUCAAGAUGAUCGGGCUGCACCCUGUCUGCGCAGUGCUCUUUGCCGCUGGCUAUGCUUUGCGGGAAUAUGGAUCGUUCAACUUCAUGUACAGCCCUGAGAACCCGAGCUUGAUCAUCUUCAUCCUCAGCCAAGUUUGCAUAUACGUGUGCCCCCCUCUCCUCGAACUCGCCAACUACCACGUCCUCGGCCGAGUCCUCUACUAUGUACCAUACUUAGCACCUCUCCCUCCGGGCCGAGUUCUGUCGACCUUUGGUGGUCUGAUGGCACUCAUAGAACUCUUGAACUCUUUAGGGGUGGCCCUCUCCGCCAACCCGUCGUCGUCGCACUCGCAGCAAGAGCUGGGCAGCCACUUGACGAUAGCCGCCCUGACAUUGCAAUUCGGCGUCAUCAUCACGUUCAUGAUCAUCGCCGUCACCUUCCAUCGACGGUGCGCCAACGCCAACAUCCGCGUCAAGGCCGUCUCGACGCCCCUGAUCACGCUAUACAUCAGCAUGGGCUUGAUCUUGUUACGGUGCAUAUACCGCCUAGUCGAACAUGUCACAGGUAGCACAACGGUCGAUUUGAACAGCGUCGAAGCCCUUAACGCCUUGAGUCCCAUCCUGCGGUACGAGUGGUACUUCUACGUCUUCGAGGCCACUCUCAUGCUCAUCAACUCGGUCUUGUGGAACGUGUGGAACCCGGGCCGCUAUCUUCCUAGGAACCACCACGUCUAUCUGGCAAAAGAUGGCACCACGGAGAUACAAGGCGAAGAAGCGCCUGACGAACGGUCGUUUGCGAACAAGGCUGGACAUGUGCUGACUUUCGGCAUCCUCUUCCGCAGGAAGGAGGCGCGUCGGGGGUUUCAGGAGCUCGAGGAGCUUUCGGAUGCUCGUCCCAUUGAGCCAGGACCAUCGUCCACCGUUCUAGGCCCGACUACCUCGACAUCCAACCACUAG
Messenger RNA from Anthostomella pinea, 1071 nucleotides. The record is from the annotation of a GenBank genome assembly. Lineage: Eukaryota; Fungi; Ascomycota; Sordariomycetes; Xylariales; Xylariaceae.